UUAGUUUGUAAGGUUUAGAGAAUUAAACGCUGUCAUUUCUGCUACUUUCUAACAAUGGAAGGGAAAGAAACGACGUCAGUGUUUUUCCAAAUAUCUCAUUUUCUUGCUGCAAUUUAUUUUGCGUUAUCAGCAUAUGUGCAGACCAAUGACCCCGACCCUGAAAUUUGGAUUCCGAUAUACCUUCUGCCAGCCACAAUUGCAUUGUGUACUGCAGCAAAACCGAGCUUUACAGAGUUUUCAGUAGUGAGUAAACUAAAUGAUUUAAUCGUGAUGGGCUGUUGUAUAUACGGAGGAUUCAUUUUGGACUCGUCAUAUAAAUUUGAAGAAAAUAUUUUCCACUGGGUUGUACAUGAUGAAGCUGGACGUGAAUUUGGAGGACUUCUUGUUAUUUGCUUGUGGACAAUCUGUAUGCAUGGUUCCUCCACAACUCGAACGAAAAGAAGUUUGUUAUUUCUAUGUAUUAUUGUUCUCUCUCCUGCCCUCUUAUGGGUGUAUAUUUACAUGAAUAAAUCUUUCCGAAGUUUGUGGCCAAAGCAUUGUCAAACUGCCCUCUAUCCAGACCUUGUAUCAAAAGCAGAGCUUUAGUUUUGGAUUCAUUUAAAAUUUGUGAUCAUGCCAUAAAAUAAUUUGUGCAAUAGUUAUUUUGAAUAAGUUUCUGUUAAAACAGAUAAUAAAAUAACAGCUUUUUUCUUGCAUUGCAAAUAAAAGGGUUAUGUUUAAAAAAGAUUAUUUUUCAUUUGUAAAACACAAAAAAGUUUACAAAUUGGUAAAUCUACUUUUCAUAUGAACUUGUCUUAAUUCUUAAAAUCACUUGCCAAUUUUUUUCAAUUACCUGUGCCUUUUUCAUUAACUAGUGAAAACUUUUUACGAAUUUCUUCAAGUCUACUAAUUGUGAUCAUUAAAAAUGCAAUGUUAAUGAAAUUUUUCAGAAAAUCUUGUAAUUUUUUUCCGUUUGAAUUUGUAGGGUAUGAACAAUACUGUCAUUUAAAUACCUUUAGCAGGCUAAACUAAUGCAAUUCCCAAAAUCUUGACUCUAACACCUGUAUAUAUAGCCCUAACCAAUUAAAAACUGUGUAUGUGUAUUCUAAAUGCAUUUGGGUAGGGUCCAGCUAUGUAGCACCUAUGGAACUGGGGGUUCAGCACAAAACAUAUAUGCGAUUACUCCAUAAGUACACAUAUUGUUGAUUUUUGAUAUUUUAGCUUGUGUUACAGUUAGCAUCAAAUGUCAUUGAAUUUAAAGAGCUGUGGAACAUUUUACACGAGUUUUAAUUGUAUAUAAAAACUUUGCAGUAUGUUGCAGAUAUUGCCAAAAUCUCGGUAUUUAAUUUCUUGUUUUAUACUUUGUAAAGUCUUCAAUGAUGUUCACAAUACAUAAAAAAAAAAAAAA
Messenger RNA from Ciona intestinalis (vase tunicate), 1387 nucleotides. The record is from RefSeq and is a predicted model, not a curated record. Lineage: Eukaryota; Metazoa; Chordata; Ascidiacea; Phlebobranchia; Cionidae.